AUGGCAUUCUACAUAUCGACCCUCAUAACAGGGGCAACUCUCGCCUUCCAGAUCUUCGUCGCCGCUACCGACAGCUUCUGCGGCCUGUCAGGUCAGGACUCUGUUGUGCGAGCAAUCCUCGCACCGCUCGACUCCGCGGCCGGAUUGCUUUUGGUCUUAGCACUCCUUCACUAUUUUGAGUUUAUACACAGUGGCUUCUUCUUCUAUCUCCCGCGCUGGACCCUGCUUCAUACUCCAGAAACCAUGCAAGCGGUUCCAAGUCUCGAGUUCCCUAUCCGCUCAGACUGGAGGCAGAUUGAGAAGCCAACGAGAAUAGCGCAGAUAAGGUGGCGGAGGACUCAUAACGAGGUUUGUAAGACGGCUUCGGAGUAA
Messenger RNA from Penicillium chermesinum, 372 nucleotides. RefSeq lists its product as uncharacterized. NCBI's taxonomy places the organism in Eukaryota, Fungi, Ascomycota, Eurotiomycetes, Eurotiales, Aspergillaceae. The record is from RefSeq and is a predicted model, not a curated record. Bases 1 to 372 code for a protein of 123 amino acids. The transcript has a single exon.